AUGGAUUUAAAUGAGAGUGAGCUAAUCAGUCGGAUAUCUCAAGCCAAUUCUUUAAGAGUUGAAGGUGACAUAGAAGAAAUCUCAACUUUCAGCAUCUACAAGAUUUAUAUCCGAAUAAUCAAGUUUCAAUUGUGAUGGAAAUAUUUUGUGGAAAGUCCCCUUUUGAAUCUGACAGUGAAGAUUCCCAGUUAUUAUAUGUAA
Molecule: messenger RNA, 201 nt
Organism: Blepharisma stoltei
Lineage: Eukaryota; Ciliophora; Heterotrichea; Heterotrichida; Blepharismidae
Source: the annotation of a GenBank genome assembly